AUGUCGCAAUCAGCCGUCGACCUGAAAAACCAGGGCAACAAGGCCUUCGCCGCUGGCGACUGGCCUACCGCCAUCGAUUUCUACUCCAAGGCCAUCGAGCUCAACGACAAGGAACCCACUUUCUUCACCAACCGGGCCCAGGCACACAUCAAGACCGAAGCCUAUGGAUACGCCAUCGCCGAUACGACGAGCGCCAUCAAGCUCAACCCGAAGAUGGUCAAGGCGUACUACCGACGAGGUUUGGCAAAGACGGCGAUUUUGCGGCCCAAGGAUGCCCUCGACGAUUUCAAGGAGUGCGUCAAGCUUGACCCCGCUAACAAGGAUGCCAAGCUCAGACUGGAGGACUGCAAGAAGAUUGUGCGGCAGCUAGCCUUCUUUGCGGCCAUCGAGGUUGGCGAUGAGCCAUCCGCAGCCGAGGGUCUCGACGUGGACUCCAUGGCUGUUGAGCCUGGUUACGACGGUGCUGAACUAGGAGACACCAUGACUCAGGAGUUUAUCGACGACAUGACGGAGAGGUUCAAGACUGGCAAGAAGAUCCACCGCAAAUACGUCUACCAGAUUAUUCUUGCCGUCAGGAAGAUUGUCUACGAGGAGAACACCAUGGUUGAGGUCGAGAUCCCCGACGAUGUCCAAAUGACCGUCUGUGGUGACACACACGGCCAAUACUUUGAUCUCAUGGAGCUUUUCCGUCGUAACGGCACCCCUAACGAUAAGCAUUGGUACCUGUUCAACGGUGACUUUGUGGAUCGUGGCUCUUGGUCUACCGAGAUCGCCCUGCUUCUCUACGCUUACAAGUGGCUGCGGCCCAACAACUUCUUCCUGAACCGUGGAAACCACGAGACGGAUGACAUGAACCGCGCUUACGGUUUUGAGGGAGAGUGCAAGGCCAAGUACAACGAGAGAGUCUUCAAGCUAUUCUCGGAGAGUUUCUCUGCCUUGGCGCUGGCUACUCUUAUUGGCAAGAAGUACCUGGUCCUCCACGGAGGAUUGUUCUCUGAUGAUAGCAUUACUCUGGAUGACAUUCGGAAACUGAACCGACACGGCCAGCGACAACCCGGCCAGUCCGGCUUGAUGAUGGAGAUGCUCUGGACGGACCCUCAAGAGGAGCCUGGUCGUGGCCCCAGCAAGCGAGGUGUUGGUAUGCAGUUUGGUCCCGAUAUCACCAAAAAGUUCUGCGAAAACAACGGCCUCGAGGCUGUUAUUCGCAGUCACGAAGUUCGCAUGGACGGCUACGAGGUUCAGCACGAUGGUCGGUGUAUCACCGUUUUCUCUGCGCCUAGAUACUGCGACUCGACGGAGAACAGGGGUGCCUACAUCAACAUCGGCUCCGACUAUAAGCUCCAGUUUGAGCAGUUCGAUGCUGUGCCGCACCCUGAUAUCCGCCCGAUGGCGUAUGCCCAAAGCUCCCUUAUGUCCGGGUUGGUUUGA
Messenger RNA from Ilyonectria robusta, 1428 nucleotides. RefSeq names its product serine/threonine-protein phosphatase 5. Gene Ontology annotation, molecular function: protein binding; protein serine/threonine phosphatase activity. NCBI's taxonomy places the organism in Eukaryota, Fungi, Ascomycota, Sordariomycetes, Hypocreales, Nectriaceae. The coding region runs from base 1 to 1428 and encodes 475 amino acids. The record is from RefSeq and is a predicted model, not a curated record. The transcript has 7 exons. Gene Ontology annotation, cellular component: nucleus; cytosol.